GCUGCUGCUGACAGAGCCUCUAGAGGCGGAGGAGGAGGAGGCGGAGGCCGGGGAACGGGAUUAAUGGAGCUCCCAGGGCGGUCGUGGCGGGGCUGAGGCCUGCCUCCCAACCCUUGUCCCCGGAGGAGGAGGAGGAGGAAGCCAGGGCGCCUGACGGCCGGGAAGACGGACGGACCGCCUCCGCCCAGGGCUCGCCUUCCCCCCAGCCCCCAGCCCUUGGAGCGGCCCUCCGGAGGCAGAAUAGACAAUGGGGUGUAUUAAAAGUAAAGAAGAUAAAGGUCCUACCUUGAAGUAUAGGACUGAGAAUACUCCAGAAUCUAUUACAUCUCAAGCCAGCCAUUAUGGAUCUGAUUCAGCACAAACAACCCAAUCGCCUGCAAUAAAGGGAUCCUCCGUUAAUUUUAACAGCCAUUCCAUGACUCCUUUUGGUGGGCCAUCUGCUGUGACACCUUUUGGAGGAGCAACUUCCUCAUUUCCAUCUGUGCCAUGCCCAUACCCUAGUGGCUUAACAGGUGGUGUUACUGUUUUUGUGGCCUUAUAUGACUAUGAAGCCAGAACUACAGAUGACCUUUCCUUCAAGAAGGGUGAACGGUUCCAAAUAAUCAAUAACACGGAAGGAGAUUGGUGGGAAGCAAGAUCUAUUGCAACAGGAAAAAGUGGCUACAUUCCUAGCAAUUACGUAGCUCCUGCAGACUCCAUUCAGGCAGAAGAAUGGUAUUUUGGCAAGAUGGGCAGGAAAGAUGCAGAAAGGUUACUUUUAAAUCCCGGGAACCAGCGUGGUAUUUUCCUAGUUCGAGAGAGUGAAACCACAAAAGGUGCUUACUCUCUCUCAAUACGUGACUGGGAUGAGAUUAGAGGCGAUAAUGUGAAACACUACAAAAUUAGAAAACUUGACAAUGGUGGAUACUACAUAACAACUCGAGCACAGUUUGAAUCUUUACAAAAGCUUGUUAAACACUACACAGAUCAUGCUGAUGGCUUGUGCCAUAAAUUAACAACAGUGUGUCCAACUGUGAAACCUCAGACACAGGGUUUAGCAAAAGAUGCCUGGGAAAUUCCUAGAGAAUCAUUACGGUUAGAAGUUAAGCUUGGCCAGGGAUGCUUUGGUGAAGUAUGGAUGGGAACAUGGAAUGGAACUACAAAAGUAGCGAUCAAGACACUAAAACCUGGUACAAUGAUGCCAGAAGCUUUCCUACAAGAAGCCCAAAUCAUGAAGAAAUUAAGGCAUGAUAAACUAGUUCCGCUAUAUGCUGUCGUGUCUGAGGAACCAAUCUACAUAGUCACUGAAUUCAUGACAAAAGGUACAUGCUUCUUCUUGGACAUAAAUCAAAGAUCUGAAGACAGUAAUGUUUUGUGAGGUACAUUGUUUAGU
Messenger RNA from Sceloporus undulatus (fence lizard), 1372 nucleotides. Its product is annotated as tyrosine-protein kinase Yes. Gene Ontology annotation, molecular function: non-membrane spanning protein tyrosine kinase activity; signaling receptor binding; ATP binding. The coding region runs from base 248 to 1357 and encodes 369 amino acids. Lineage: Eukaryota; Metazoa; Chordata; Lepidosauria; Squamata; Phrynosomatidae. Gene Ontology annotation, biological process: innate immune response; protein phosphorylation; cell differentiation. The transcript is spliced from 8 exons. Gene Ontology annotation, cellular component: extrinsic component of cytoplasmic side of plasma membrane. The record is from RefSeq and is a predicted model, not a curated record.